Messenger RNA from Saccostrea cuccullata (small rock oyster), 1381 nucleotides. Its product is annotated as glucoside xylosyltransferase 2-like. Gene Ontology annotation, molecular function: UDP-xylosyltransferase activity. The transcript has 8 exons. The coding region runs from base 78 to 1232 and encodes 384 amino acids. NCBI's taxonomy places the organism in Eukaryota, Metazoa, Mollusca, Bivalvia, Ostreida, Ostreidae. The record is from RefSeq and is a predicted model, not a curated record. Gene Ontology annotation, biological process: protein O-linked glycosylation via N-acetylgalactosamine.
AUGUGACAUCUUCCUCGAGCCUGGAUCUCGGUGGGGGUUCACCGAUUUUACUAGAAGGCACCACUAAGCAAUGCUGGAUGAGGCGUAGGAUGAUCUUUAAGUUUGGUCUGACUGUCAUCGUUGUCAUCGCUGUUUGUAUGUUCUAUCUGAUCCAUCAACAGAAUGAUGAACUUAUCCCAGAUCAGUUCUCAGAAAAUGACAGCAUUGUUGGAAAUCAGCCAGGAAAAACUGCAGAGAUCAGUGCUGAAGAAAAAUUAAGAAAGGCUGUACUAGAAAAAAAAGCCAAGAGAUGGAGAGAGAGCAUCCACCUUUCUAUUGUUGUUUGUGGUGACCGUGGUAACGAGUCCAUCAUUCUCAUCAAGUCUGCCAUCCUCUUCACAAAAAGCUACAUCAUCAUCCACAUCUUCGCUGAAGAUGAUCUUCAUUCCUCAUUACAACAACAGCUUGCAUCAUGGCCAAGUACAGCUAGAAGCAAAUUUGAAUACCACUUGUAUAGUAUAAUCUUUCCCGACCCAAAUAAUGAAUGGAAGAAACUUUUUAAACCUUGUGCCUCUCAACGACUUUUCAUUCCAUCACUCUUAACCAAUGUAAAUGCUGUGCUGUAUGUUGAUACAGAUAUUUUAUUUCUGUCUCCUCUGGAGGAAAUCUGGUUUCAUUUUACCCGGUUCAACAGUACACAGCUGGUAGCUUUGGCUCCAGAUAGUGAAGACAGACAUACUGGCUGGUACAAUAGAUUUGCCAGGCACCCAUAUUAUGGAGAAUUUGGGGUCAAUUCCGGUGUAAUAUUGAUGAAUUUAACAAGGCUUCGAAACUCAACUUGGCUUCCAUCCAUUGUGAACUACUACAAAGAAUACAAACUGAAAAUAACCUGGGGAGAUCAGGAUCUCAUUAACAUCUACUUUCACUUUCAUCCAGAUGAGCUUUAUGUUUAUCCAUGUGAAUGGAACUACAGACCUGACCACUGUAUGUACAUGAGUGUGUGUACGGGCGCAGAACGAAGUGGGGCAUAUGUACUUCAUGGUAAUCGACGAGCAAUGCAGAAUGAUGAACAACCUGCAUUUAAAGCUGCUUAUUUAGCCUUUAAAGAAUAUGAUUUCCAUCAGCAGAUGAAGAUAUCUCUACUUCCUCCUCUUCGGGAGAAACUCGAGGCGACAUCCAAGACCCCAUGUGGACGUGUCAGACAUAUAUUUUUAACCAGAGUUGCUCAAUUUGUUAAUCAUGCUGAGAAAUGACUCACUUGAUUCUGAAGAAAUGGUUGCAAGGCUGGCUGUUAUCACAGAUUUUUUUAAAUUUAAAAAAAAAGAUCAAUAAUAAGAGGUUUCCCUUCCAGUGGUAUGGGCAUAAACAAAAGAUAAGUUGGGGUAGUAGCAUGAAAAUCGAC